CAGCCUCUCUUGCUCUCUGGUCAGUGCAGCAAAGGCGCUUCUUGGACACCAAAGAAACGGAAAGGAGGGGGGAGAGACAGGGAUGACGAAGGAGGAGAUGGCGGAGCACCCGCCGGCGAAGGAUUACCACGACCCCCCGCCGGCGCCGCUGCUGGGCCUUGGAGAGCUCAAGCUAUGGUCAUUCUAUCGGGCCGUCAUCGCCGAGUUCAUCGCCACACUGCUGUUCCUCUACGUCACCGUGGCCACCAUCAUCGGCUACAAGGCCCAGUCUCAGAACGACGAGUGCGGCGGCGUCGGCAUCCUCGGCAUCGCCUGGGCCUUCGGCGGCAUGAUCUUUGUCCUCGUCUACUGCACCGCCGGCAUCUCUGGUGGGCACAUAAACCCGGCCGUAACAUUCGGCCUGUUUCUGGCGCGGAAGGUGUCGCUGCUGCGCGCGGUGUUCUACAUGGUGGCGCAGUGCAUGGGGGCCAUAUGCGGCGUCGGAAUCGUGAAGGGCAUCACGAAACACCAGUUCAACAGGUUCGGCGGCGGGGCUAAUGUGGUGGCUCCAGGCUACUCCGAGGGCACCGCGCUCGGCGCCGAGAUCAUCGGCACCUUCUUGCUCGUCUACACCGUCUUCGCCGCCACCGACCCCAAGCGCCGCGCUCGCGACUCCCACGUCCCGGUGUUGGCUCCUCUGCCCAUCGGGUUUGCUGUGUUCAUGGUUCACUUGGCCACCAUUCCCAUAACUGGCACGGGCAUCAACCCCGCUAGGAGCUUCGGACCCGCCGUCAUUUACAACCGGCACAAGCCCUGGCAUGAUCACUGGAUCUUCUGGGUGGGUCCUUUCGUCGGAGCACUGGCGGCGGAGGUAUACCACCAGCACGUGUUGAGGGCGGCGAACGUCAAGACUUUGGGGUCGUUCAGGAGCAGCCGGAGCAACUGUUAGUGUGUGAAACUAAAAGAGCAGCACUGUUGGUGUGUGAAGGUGGUCUGAAGCCUGCGACAUGGAUUGCUUGUGGAGUUUCUCUUUCCUUUGGGUUUCUUUUUCCUCACUGUUCUCCUGUGGACUCUUCGAUUUAUUGUCCAAACUAGCUUUGUGAUGGGUGACAUGAUGUUUCCCUGUUUGGUUUGCCCGUGGAGGGGACUGUCGUCCUGCUUAGGAGCACCGUUCAAAUAUAUCUUGACGAUGAAGGUGUCUUCUGGCAUUCCCCAGAGACUAA
Messenger RNA from Musa acuminata AAA Group (dessert banana), 1202 nucleotides. RefSeq names its product aquaporin PIP2-7-like. NCBI's taxonomy places the organism in Eukaryota, Viridiplantae, Streptophyta, Magnoliopsida, Zingiberales, Musaceae. The transcript has 4 exons. Gene Ontology annotation, cellular component: plasmodesma; plasma membrane; vacuole. Gene Ontology annotation, biological process: transmembrane transport. Bases 83 to 928 code for a protein of 281 amino acids. The record is from RefSeq and is a predicted model, not a curated record. Gene Ontology annotation, molecular function: water channel activity.